AUGGAAUUCUGGAGAAGGAAGAAGGACAAGGAGAGAGCUUGCUUCCUCAAGAAUGGAACCGUGUUUCUUCAACAACUCAUCGCUGACUGCAACGGCAUAUCAAACCCUAUCCGAAUGUUCUCUUCCGACCAAAUCUCCAAGGCUACGGAUCACUUCGAUGCCGAGUGUUCUAUCCUUGAUGCUUCAUCAUGUUUCACCUGGUACAAGGGGGUCAUCGAAGGCAGAUCGUACGUGAUCAAGAGAUUCACAGAGCCAUGGUAUGAAGACGAGCCUUACAACGAUAUUGUCUUGUCUUCUCGAGUAAGUAAUCACACUGGUUUCCUCAAACUCAUCGGUUCUUGUCUCGAGUUUCCUCGUCCCGUGGUUGUGCUUGAAGACCUAGACUACACAGUUUUGAACCAGCGAGGUAGUGUUGGUUGCGAGGACGCGCUGUUGUUACCGUGGAAUGCACGUUUAAAGAUAGCUAGAGAGGUUGCGACUGCUAUAACGUAUCUUCACACGGCUUUCCCUAGAAUCAUUAUACAUAGAAAUAUUAAACCAGCGAAUGUUUUGUUGGAUAAGAAUGGGACGGCUAAGCUCACUGAUUUAUCUCAUGCUGUGACACUCCCUGAGGGUAAAUGUUGGAUUGAAGAGCCGGUGGUUGGAACGUACGGUUACACAGAUCCUAUUUAUUUCUCGACGGGAUCUGCUGGAGAGAGGAGAGCCUGUUGUAUUCGGUGGUGGUUUGAACGACAUGAAGCCUGGUCAGAUGAGAAUGUUUCUUGACCUGGCACUGAGAUGCUGUGAGGAGAGGAAUGAAGAUAGGCCAAUGAUGAUCUUGGUGGCAAAAGAGAUUAAGCUAAUAGAACAAGGAUCACUUGAGGAUGGUCAUAUUUAAAAAUUGAAGUUAUGCUCAUAGUAGGGUUUUGUGUUCUGUUAUUGUGUAUUGCUGGAUUACCUAGCCUUUUAUAGUAUAUGU
This is a messenger RNA of Brassica oleracea var. oleracea, 958 nucleotides long. RefSeq names its product non-functional pseudokinase ZED1-like. NCBI's taxonomy places the organism in Eukaryota, Viridiplantae, Streptophyta, Magnoliopsida, Brassicales, Brassicaceae. The transcript has 2 exons. Gene Ontology annotation, molecular function: ATP binding; protein serine/threonine kinase activity. Bases 1 to 765 code for a protein of 254 amino acids. Gene Ontology annotation, cellular component: plasma membrane. Gene Ontology annotation, biological process: protein phosphorylation; cell surface receptor signaling pathway. The record is from RefSeq and is a predicted model, not a curated record.